Messenger RNA from Spirodela intermedia, 2165 nucleotides. Lineage: Eukaryota; Viridiplantae; Streptophyta; Magnoliopsida; Alismatales; Araceae. The record is from the annotation of a GenBank genome assembly.
AUGCAAGCUCUUCGCCGAUGGCGAGUGCUGCUGGUGCUGAAACCCUCCGAUGUCUACCCCCCGAGGGCGGUUCAAGAGCUCGAAGGGCCGUUGUCAUGCCCUCCUUCCUCCCCCGAUCUGUCGCGGGUCGUCAACCCACGGGUAAGAAACCUUGGUGGCUUUCUGUUUUCUUUCUGGAUCAUCGUGGCGGUCGUCUAUGUGGGAGUUUCUGCUCUCUGUGAAUCUGUAAAUUUUAGCUUGGAGAACCGAAGGAACCAUGGACAAGGAAGAGUUUUUACGUUGAUUUCAGAUGAAAGAAGUGGGAACAUGCGCGUAGAAGUAAAAGAGAGGCAAGAGAAGAUUCAUAUUGAUGGGAGUUGAAGCUGAAUGCGAGAGGAUCAGUGAAAACAUAGACGAAAUAGGAACCGGAUUUGUUCUGUUAAUCUUAAAAAUAUGCGCUCCAGAGUAUUUCUAAGCAUUUUUUUUUUUCUGGGUUGCAUGUCCGUUCUACAUCAGUUCACGGCUAUAUAAUAAAACUAUAUCAAAGGAAGCAAAUGCACGUCUUGGUGAAUUCCGUAGUUUUAGAAUGUCUCAGUUUCUUCCUGCUAAGCAUGUCUAAACCUCAUUCAGGAGCAACAACACAAAUCUUUAUCAGAAGGUGUUUGGUUGAUGGGAGAGAAAAAUACACUCAUAAGAGUAUUGCUGCUUAUUGAUGGCUACAUAUCUUCUAAACUAAUCUCUAGAUCAUAAGAGCAGUUUGGUAUUUUUUCCAUAUCAGUUUAUUGCUCUUUUCUUCACAUAUUUCUAGAUACGUCUCAAGCUGAGGCCAUUGAAAAAUUCUAUUUUUUCCAUCUAUGUACAUGUUCCUGGUGAAGCAUAGCAUUCUGCCUGUAACUAAAUUAUUUUUAGCACUAGUAGUUAAGUUCUCACACUGAUCCAGCAUUGUUUCUACAUUUUGAUUUCAUCUUGCUGUAGAUUCUUCAUUACCUGGAUGACAGAUGCAGGGUCCAUAAGGAAACGGUCAACUUCUGUCAGGAUAUCUUACAACGGAGGUCGCUUGAAUGGCAGCCAGUGAUACGGAAUGAUUUAUCCCGGCCAAUCCGAGGUGUGGACAUUGUAGUCACAGUUGGUGGUGAUGGGACUCUACUGCGGGCCAGUCACUUCCUGGAUGGCGACAUUCCAGUUCUUGGAGUCAACUCGGACCCAACACAGAGUAAAGAGGUUACUUUGGUCAGAGGUCCAGAGGUCCAGAUGUUGUUCACAUGUUCACUGGGUAAUCUCUGGCUUUAUUUCCUUCCUGCAGGUUGAGAAUUUCAAUAAUGAGUUCGAUGCAAGAAGGAGCACUGGCUAUCUAUGUGCAGCCACAGCAGAGAACUUUGAGCAGGUAAGAUGUGUUCUUUGUGAGUUCUUCCUUUAAUAAUCGUUUUCAUCCACAUAAGAUAAGAUCCUUUAUGAGAUCUCCGGAUGAUUAUGCUCAGAAUCUCCUGAUCCAUUAUUCAUCUUAUUGUUGGGAGACUGACGCUGGCCUCAUCUUAUUGUUAUGCCUUCAAUUGCCUCCUCAUCCCAACAUCUUCAUCAAAAGGUACUGGACGAAGUUCUCAACGGUCACUGUGUUCCUUCCAGUCUAUCGAGGAUUUCUAUGAGUUUGAAUAACCAUCUUCUACCGACAUUUGCGUUGAACGAUGUUCUCAUCGCACAUCCCUGCCCCGCAUCAGUAUCUCGUUUCUCAUUCAGGUAUACUAAGGACCUCAGAAGCUGAAAUUUCUCAAUCUGGGGUCUAAACAUCGAUUCUCAAGUGCGAAUCUCUUGUUGAUUUCCCUGAAAGGAUCAUGUCUCGGGUCGAAGUGGCCUCUUCUCUGGGGCACUGCCGCUCAAGUGGGCUUCGGGUUUGCACCGCCACAGGGUCGACUGCUGCUAUGGCCUCAGCAGGUGGAUUUCCCAUGCCAAUCUCUUCAGCAGACCUCCAGUAUAUGGUAAGAGAGCCAAUUUUUCCAAAGGAUAGGGGCUCGAUGCAUGGGCUAAUUAAAGCUGGUGAGACUAUGCAAGCCAUGUGGUAUUCUAAAGAGGGAGCCAUAUAUGUUGAUGGCUCACAUGUGGUCUUUCCAAUCCAGCAUGGUGAUGCCCUUGGGAUUUCGUCAGAAGCCCCUGCCCUCAGAGUCUAUUUGCCACCGAAUCUAAGUCUCUAG